GGUCAUUUUGCUAUGGAACGGAAAGCGAGGGUAACGUCUGGGACUUAAAGCUCGCUGUUACGUGGCGGGGUUUGGAUGGGACUGGUCCAAGGUCAUGGUCAAAGACUGCCAACGCAAAGGUCGUUUUACUGUUGAGGUUGACAGAAUUGUACCUACAAUUGGUGUCGUAAUCACUCAUGUAUUCAUGUUAUAGGUCGCCUGUAGCCUAUGUUAUGCUAGCAGCACCACUGGUGAGAAACUGACCAGACCUUAUAGAGAGCUUUUGUGCCCCCAGUCCCCUAGUCCAUGUGUGGCUGUGUACAUAUGGGACUGACUGCCGUCUGAGGGGGUGGGGCAGAAGCUAUAUAAGGGGGAGACUGCCCUCAGAGCACUCAGUACUUAAAGACAGCGGUUGAAGGGAGAAAGAUCAAGAGAAAGAGAGAGAGAGAGUGAGUGAGAGCACGAGAAAGGCGAACAAUACACAAAUCCCACCGGGGAGUUUUGGAAACCAUUGAAGGAUUUUGGGAAGACAGAUCUCACAAGAAGCAACGUCAAUUGAAAGGACUUGGACUUGCUGAACAGAGAGAGUGACAGGAGAACUACAGCACGCGAAAAAUGAAGGAUUCCCAGAGCAUGCUGGAAGAGGGACGCGCAGGGGAACAAAAGGGAAGCAGAAGAGAGGCCCCCAUGGCCUGGUUCAGGAAUGAGGUUGUCCGGGUGGGGCUGGCCGAGACACUCGGCACAUUCGUUAUGAUGGUUUUCGGGCUCGGUUCAGUGGCUCAGGUGGUCACAGGGAAGGGAGCGUUUGGGGAGUACCUGAGCAUCAACCUGGGUUUCGGGAUAGGUGUGGCGAUGGGGGUACACGUAGCUGGCAGCGUUUCUGGUGCCCAUAUGAAUGCAGCGGUCUCCUUUACGAUGUGUGUCUUUGGCCGUCUGAAGUGGGCGAUGCUUCCUUUGUACAUCACAGCACAGUUUCUGGGAUCUUUUCUAGCAGCUGGAACAGUCUUUGUCCUCUACUAUGAUGCCAUUCAUCAUUACAGUGAGGGAAACUUCACAGUAUCUGGCCCAAAAGCAACAGCUGGGAUUUUUGCCACCUAUCCAGCCCCAUACCUCUCUCUCCAUGCUGGCUUCCUAGACCAGGUGCUGGGCACUGCCAUGUUGCUUCUCUGCCUGAUGGCCCUGUCAGAUCAGCGAAACCAGCCUGCACCCAAGGGCACCGAACCUCUGGCUUCCGGCCUCCUGGUACUGCUGAUUGGCAUCUCUCUGGGUAGCAACAGUGGCUACGCCAUCAAUCCCACUCGAGACUUGGCACCCCGAGUCUUCAGUGCCCUCGCUGGAUGGGGACCUGAGGUGUUCAAGGCAGGCUCUGGAUGGUGGUGGGUUCCUGUGGUGGCCCCUUUGGUUGGGGGGGUCUUGGGUGCCCUGAUCUACAGGGUGUUUGUGGAGAUGCAUCACCCCCGCAUACGGGCCCAGGGGCCGGAAAACGAGCCAGAACGCGAACCGCUGUACCAGCUGAAAAAAGCCGCUCCCGCUGAAAUGUGUGUGUAGACAGCUGUCGGACCCACACACUCGUGCAGUAAGGCUCGGACCAAACAGGUUCUGAGGACCAUGGAGAGGCUGGACUUAGACGGGCCAUGCUGAGGAAGAGUUGCCCUUGUAUGGACACUCAUCUCCUUCAGCUCCUUCUCUUCCAAUCUAAUGUGAUUGUUGUCAAGAGAUGGGAAGGCCAAACUGUCUGAGUACAAAACCACUCCAGCUAAUCGACAGCAUACAGCAAUGAGGAAAGGCCGGAAGGACAUUCGGUUUCUUCGAAAAAGACUGUACGCAUCGCUUCACACAAAGGCUGAUGGAGGAACAAAGCAGAGGAAAAGUGGCAAAACGGGUGAAGUGCUGGACUGGUCAUUAAGAAAUUGAGAAGGAGCCACCGUUCCGGAAAACACUGUGCACCACCCUCUCUUCACCUAUAUUGCCUCAGUUUAGAGCAGGCCACCAUUUGAGCAAGAUUUACCACCAAUAAAAGGAAGAGAAUCA
Messenger RNA from Clupea harengus (Atlantic herring), 2010 nucleotides. RefSeq names its product aquaporin 7 (gene aqp7). Gene Ontology annotation, cellular component: plasma membrane; basolateral plasma membrane. The transcript is spliced from 6 exons. Lineage: Eukaryota; Metazoa; Chordata; Actinopteri; Clupeiformes; Clupeidae. The record is from RefSeq and is a predicted model, not a curated record. Gene Ontology annotation, molecular function: water channel activity; urea transmembrane transporter activity; glycerol channel activity. Gene Ontology annotation, biological process: water transport; glycerol transmembrane transport. The coding region runs from base 595 to 1527 and encodes 310 amino acids.